Owenia fusiformis is the source of this 3833-nucleotide messenger RNA. The record is from the annotation of a GenBank genome assembly. Lineage: Eukaryota; Metazoa; Annelida; Polychaeta; Sabellida; Oweniidae.
CCUGGCAACUUGUGAAUGAUUUACAAAUGGCCGUCAAAGUGAAGUGGAAUUUUAUGUUAUGAAUACAAUUUUAUUGACACCUCGUAUAUAUAAACUGUAAUAAAAUACGCAUUAAGUAUAACGUUGUGUAAUGUAGUAACUACAGAGGCUAUGGUUGCUUUCACUGAAGUGAUGAAAAAGUAGCAAAUUAGACAAUAAUAUUCCUCCUCAAAAAGAGUUUUUAUUUGAGAAACUUGGAAAAUGUCAACAGUUACAAGUCCUACUAGGUCAGUGGCUGAUCCAUCUAGGAAAGGGGUUGUUACUGCUACUACUAAUGCUGCCCCUGUAUUGCCAUCAGAGAAACUUGAGUCAAGACUGAAGAUAAAAGAUUUGGAGGCUCUACAAGAUGCUUUCAUGGUUGAUGGAGAUGGUUAUGACAAUAGGUUGAAUCUUACUAGAGAUCAAUUCUGUGAAGCACUCUCAGUUAUACUUAAUAAAGGAAAUAAAGAGGAGUAUGGAGAACUAUUUGAUAAGAUAGAUCUGACAAAGGAUGGCUAUGUAGACUGGGACAAGCUUGCCUCCCAUAUGCUAUUAGAGUUCUAUGAGAAAGAUGACAGAGUCAAGUCAACACAAGUACCUCAAUGGAAGGAUAUAAGACACUUGCCAAGCCCACACAAAGAAAUUAUACAGAGAGUGUCGUUUCUGAAGAAUACUUCACGAUAUAUAGCUAUAAGCAAGGAGGGCUCUGUAUCUAUGUGGGGGCAAAAUAUGAAGCUACAGCGCCAUCUAAAGACUGGAACAGAAUCUUGCAAGGCGAGAGAUCUUUGGGUGACACACUUUGUAGCCCUUCAGAAUAUUAACAAGAUUGCUCUGGCUUUCACGAGUAAAGAAAUAGCAUUUUAUGAUCUGAGUUCCAAGUUAGAGUUCAACUGUCAAUACAAGGUCCAGGGAUUGGAUCACACACCUCUCUGUCUGGAUUACUGGUCUAAUCCUGAAAACAUCAAUGAGGCUAUUAUAACAUGGGGUGAUACUGGGGGAUGUGUCAAUGCUCUGCAUUUCACUUCAGUCAAUAUUGCUCUCUUUGAGAGGCCCCCUGCUCCAGCUGGGGAAAAGCAAGAUCCUUGCCUGAAUGUCCAGCUGAGUGACAUUCUGAAGAAAAAGUACAAAAAUGCUAAAUAUUUAAAGCAUAAAGGACAUACAGAGUGGGUGAGACAAGUGAUGUACUCUGUCCACUUGGAGUGUUUCUUCAGCUGUGCUACAACAUGGAAGAAUUCUGUCAUAAUAGGGUGGAUGGAGAAACACCCCCAAGCUGUCAAUACUCUCAAAACGAAUGAAAUAGUUGUCCACCCUAAACUUAUCCAAAGAACGACUGUGUUUCAAAUAUCUGGAGGAGUGAACGCAUUUGACUACCAUCCUGAUCUGAAUUUAAUAGCCACUGCUGGUGUAAACCACCAUGUCUGCCUGUGGAAUCCAUAUGUGAUAUCAAAGCCAAAUGGGGUUUUACGUGGUCACAUGGCGAGUGUGAUACAAGUCCAGUUUAACACAGCCAGAAACCAACUUAUAAGCUUCUCUAAAGACAAGGUGCUGCGUAUCUGGGAUGUCCAAUUACAAGUGUGUAUACAGAGAUUGGCUGGGAUGUUUCCGAAAGGGCCAGAGGUUCAUAGCACUUUAUUCUUUGAUGAGCUUCGCAACAAACUGUUUAUCACAUUCAACUACUCGCUGACACUUAUGGAAAUGAAGGCGGAGAUACGUGAUCGCAUCAUGUCACAUGACCGACCUGUGAUUGGUGCACUGUAUAACCAAACAUUCAAUCAGGUGAUCAGUGCAUGUCAGGGUGGCACUGUACAGAUCUGGAUGGUUGACAGUGGCCAAAAGGUGAAACAAUUCACACAGGCACAUGGCACUGCUGAGGUGACGACACUUGCUCAAGAUGAAACAAGACUCUUCACUGGGAGCACGGAUGGAACAGUCAAGGUAUGGGACUUCAAUGGCCAUUGUUUCCAUACACUGCAGUGUGGUGGGGGACAACAGGCUGAUGUGGGAUAUGUCAUUGUGCUCAAACAUAGCAUUGUAGUUGUAGGAUGGGCAAGGCAUGUGACAGUAUUUCGAAACAGCAGUUUGAAGGAUUACCAUGUACAACCCGCAGAUUGGAAGGGUGGCCAGGCUCACAGUGAUGACAUCCUGACUUGUGCAUACAGUGGCCCCAGCAUGCUUGCCACUGGGUCAUAUGAUGGAGAAAUUGUCAUUUGGAAUACCAGUUCAGAAACUGCAUCAAAACACCUGAACCAGCGGUCAAAGAGGCAAGUGAUGGGCUCCAGGGGGAAGACUUUUGCACUUGCCAGUAGAGAUUCUACCAUGGUGCUGUCCAAAGAGACUACACAAGUAGCAGAGGACAAGGGAGGCUUUGACAGCCAUGCGUUUUCCUCUCCAAUGAGACCACGAACUAGACCCAAAUCACGGGCUAUGUCUAGGAUCAGUGCUGGUACAAAUGAUGACCAGAAUGAGUAUGGUUUUGCAAUCUCCAAAUUGAUCUUCCUGGAGGCCCGCAAGAAUAGCUCUGCCAGUGGGGGUGCCAAUCUUGUGUCCUGUGGUGGCAAUGGCUGGGUCAGGUUCUGGAACACCUCACGAAACUGUCUUGUUGGGGAAUUCCCAGCACACACACAAGUUGGUAGUAUUAUAAUGGCAGUUGACAAGGACAACCAUCACCUGGUGACAGGGGAUGUCGAUGGACUUGUGAAAGUUUUCAACAUUUCUGAAUAUUGUCGGCAUCCAACUGAUGAAAUCAAUAAAAUACCUCCCCCAACUCGUGCCCAGUGGACAGCACACAAUGACAUCAUCAACACAAUUGACACAUGUAAGAGGAAUGAUCGCCGCCUUGUGAUCACUGCAUCUUCUGACUGCAGCGUCUCACUAUGGGACUUUGACGGCAAAUUCAUUGGAACUUUUGGACAGGAAGGACAUUGGAAGAUAGAACCCUAUGUAGCCCCAUCAGAAGAUGAACAAAUGGAAAUAGAGGAUGAGAGUGAAGAAGAGGAGAUUGAACUGGAAGAAGAUGAGGAUACAGUCUGGGAACCAGAUGAUCGACCAAUCACAGACCCAAGUGGAUUCAGAAUGAAUGUCUGGGAUAGUUCUGAAAUAGGGAAACACUACCAGGAAAUGAGAGUAAACAAGAGAGAGAGAAGGCAGCCACAAACAAUACCAGAUCUGCCAUACCUGCACUGGGAGAAGACGGGAGCCCCACCAGCAGGGCCUUAUGCUGCUCUUGACACAUUUGAACUAAACUCAGAAGGGAAUCUCUCUAAACCGCAGUUCAUGACUCAACCACAUAAGUACUUCAAAGAGAUGGCCUCGGGAAAUGGAAAAGACAAACUUCCAGUAUUACAUGAUGCAUCUGAGUCCAAGUAUAUAACGGAAGAGGAAGGGGGUCUGAAAGCAACAUGGGACGAAAGAAACUUAUUUCCCCGUUAUAUCCUCGAGUAUGAAACAAAAAUGAAACAGUACAGACAACAAGAGAAGACUGUCAAUAGUUUAAAGACAAAAUCAAAGGGAAUUACAGGAUUUGGAAUAAACAGGAACAAUGCGCCCUCCCCAAAUAAGUCACGCCCACCUGUAUUGAAGCCACAGAGACUUAAGCCAAUUAUCUCAAAUCCCAACCCUGCAUUGUCUACAAGAUCGAGCUCCACAGGAAUUACAACUCAUAAUCAUGUACCAAGUAUAAUUGUUAAGGACCAUCCAUCGUCAAUGAAUGGAAACAAUUCGCAUAAUACAGAUGAUAUUCAGGAAUAAUUGUUCAUAAUACAGAAUUAUCGUUCAUAAUACAGAUAAUAAUUAGGAAUUACCACUCAUAAUACAGA